AUGAGCCCGUUCCUACUAAUUAUUUCGUUUCUGCUUAUUUGGAUAGGAACGGACGUAAACAUGCUGAAAACAAGUGAUCAGGAUCCAGAACACAUUACAAAUCUGUUCUUGACUCCAACCAAAGACGUUCUUUCAAAUAAUGUGAUAUCAUCAGGUGGCCAACUAAUAAUCGAAGAUGCAGCGGCUCCAGUUAUAUUUAAUGGUCACUAUUACUAUUGGGAUCACACAUAUUUCAACAUAAAUCACAACGAUCUUAAGAAAUGCAUUAUUGAAAUCAACUCCACUAAUGAUGCCUAUCUCAAUGAGAGUGGCACAUUGCCGCCGUCGGCAGAAAGUGAAAUGAAUUACGAUGUAAUUGCGCAAGCGUUUGUGCAUUUGGUACCAGCUCGAGAUGUGGAACUAGUAUUUAUAAAUGGCACAAAGCCAGAAGUUAUUGUUUUUGGUUGUGGAACGCUCGAAUUUUGCAAUGACUUUGAAUGUAGUAGUAUUCCUCUAGAUGUAUUAAAGUGUAGUGCUGUUAUUCUUAUUUUGGCUGCUGUGUUAGGCUACACAUUUUUUCGUGUGAAAAAGAAGCAAAUUAUUUCAGCAAGUGAAUGCGAAAGUAUGGCCCGUCUUCACUGGACGUGCGAGCCCCAGCAUCUCUUCCACUCGUUUUGUUCCCUCGCCAUUGUCAUGCAAGAUGUUCUCAAGUUUUCGAACACGUCAUCCCAUCUCGUUGACGGUCUUCCUCAAGGGCGUUUAGCAUCUCUUGGGAUCUACUCUAGCGUUCUUUUGGUCCAUCCAUCGUCGAUUCUUGUCAAGAUGUGA
This is a messenger RNA of Necator americanus (New World hookworm), 807 nucleotides long. RefSeq lists its product as uncharacterized. The coding region runs from base 1 to 807 and encodes 268 amino acids. The record is from RefSeq and is a predicted model, not a curated record. NCBI's taxonomy places the organism in Eukaryota, Metazoa, Nematoda, Chromadorea, Rhabditida, Ancylostomatidae. The transcript has 9 exons.